UUAAAAAAACAUAAAUAGCUUGAUCCAGAAAUUUGGUAUUCUAUUAGUUUCUUUUGUGAUCUAGGCGUGUGCUUAGAGAUAAUUUCUCAAAACUUCCGCGGGAAACGGAAAUGAGCAGGAUUUUUCGAUGCACGCGUGUGCAUGGCGUCGCGUAGCUGUGUACAGUGUGAAAUUUAUAUAUUGGCAGGAAAAAAGAAGAGUUCGUCGGAUUCCAAAGAUCGCAGUUCCAGCUCUAGCUUGGAGAUGCUCAACUGGAAGAAUGAGUGGAGGGAGCAUUGGAUCCAGAAGAAAUUUGAAGCCAUCAACUCGUCCUAUUUGCCUGGGGACCAAGUGAAUAUGGUCGCGGCGAGGCCUUGGGGAGUCCCUUGCGGUGAUCCGAACCAACACGACAUGCCCUGGGGUACCUGCAUGAUGCCCAUGGAAUGCGACGCCGAGUACCGCAUCUACCGAGGGGACUACAACUGCGGUCGGACUCAGUUCGUCUGCUGCGCCUUGCAGCUCACCGCCUACGACAUGUACCAGGGAUUCGACUUAUCCUUCGAAGAUUCGGGCUUAGCAACAGAUUCCAAAGAGAAGAGAGGCAAAGCGAAAGGAUCCAAAGAAAGCUUCAAGAAACACAAAGCGCGGGAAAAGCGGAGACGGCAAGCUGCCAGAAAAAGGCGAAAGAGGCUAAUCAGAAGGCAGAUAAAGAAAAUACAGAGAGAAAUAAGGAAGAUCAUUAACAGACAGGACAGGAAUGCGUCGAAAGCGCGAAAGAGGAAGACUAAACAGCUCAAGAAGUUUAUAGAGAUGUUGAAACGCCAGUACAAAAAAGACCAGAAAGCCGUACAAGAUAUACACGAGCACGAGAUAAUAAAGAUAGAUGAUGCGUUGAUGAAGAAACUGAACGAGAUCCUCCAAAUGAAUCAGGAUUUUAUUAAGAACGAAACAUUCAGGGAUAUAAUCGUGAAUGGGACUCUGAACAGGCAAAUGGCGAGGAUGCUGAUGGAAGCAUAUCCCGAGUUGGAGUCGUACAUCAAUGUUAAUGUGAAGCGGCGGAGCGGGUCGCUUGAUUAUCUCGAUUACGAUGUGGAGUACGGUAUGUUUUAUUACUGAAAUUAUA
Molecule: messenger RNA, 1102 nt
Organism: Amyelois transitella
Lineage: Eukaryota; Metazoa; Arthropoda; Insecta; Lepidoptera; Pyralidae
Exons: 2
Coding region: 142-1095 (317 amino acids)
Source: RefSeq, a predicted model, not a curated record